This is a messenger RNA of Salvia miltiorrhiza (redroot sage), 1565 nucleotides long. RefSeq lists its product as uncharacterized. Gene Ontology annotation, molecular function: damaged DNA binding; 5'-3' DNA exonuclease activity. The coding region runs from base 145 to 1431 and encodes 428 amino acids. The transcript has 4 exons. The record is from RefSeq and is a predicted model, not a curated record. Gene Ontology annotation, biological process: double-strand break repair via nonhomologous end joining; protection from non-homologous end joining at telomere; interstrand cross-link repair. NCBI's taxonomy places the organism in Eukaryota, Viridiplantae, Streptophyta, Magnoliopsida, Lamiales, Lamiaceae.
AAAUUUAUUUUCAGAAUCUCCCGCCCAAAAAAAAGAAAAAAGACUUAGAUAGUAAUACAUUCCAUUAAGCAUUCGCGCCGCGAUUUCUCCGGUCGCCGCAAAGGUCAAUUCCACCGCCGCAGCAGCUCGAAAAAAGCAUCUCCGAUGGAGAGCGGAAUGAUAUCGGUCGACAGAUGGACGGCCGGCAGCCAGGCAUACUUCCUGACCCACCUCCACGCCGACCACACCGCCGGACUCUCCGGCGCCUGGCGGCACGGCCCGCUCUUUUGCUCCCGCCUCACGGCCAAGCUUAUCCCCUGCAAGUUCCCGGGCUUCGAUCUCUCCCUCCUCCGCAUCGUCGACAUCGGCAGCUGGCAUUCGCUCUCCCUCACCUCCCCUUCGUCUGGCUCCCGCGUCGAUUUCGCGUUCAAGGCGAUUGAUGCUCAGCAUUGUCCAGGUUCAGUUAUGUACUUGUUUCGUGGUGAAUCUGGCUGUACGCUUCACACUGGGGAUUUUCGAUGGGAAACGAGUAGUUUAAGCACCGAAAAUGGAAGGGCUGUGUUGCUUGAUGCUCUCAAGGAUCAGACACUCGAUACCCUUUAUCUGGAUAACACUUACUGCAACCCAGAUUACUCGUUUCCUCCUCGUGAAGUUGCUGCCAAACAGAUUGUUGAGAUUAUCACUUCUCAUCCAAACGAUGAUAUAGUUAUUCCAAUAUACUCAUUGGGUAAGGAAGACCUUCUGCUCUAUAUAUCACAAGCACUGAACAUGAAGAUUUGGGUAUGGCCAGAACGAUUACAGAUUAUGCAUCUCCUUGGAUUUCACGAAAAUUUCACGACCCAGACUUCUCUUACUAGAGUUCGUGCCAUCCCUCAUUACAGUUUUAGCAGUGACACUCUUAAAGAGCUGAAUGAAUUCCACGGCCCAACAAUAGGUAUUAUGCCAUCUGGCAUGCCGUGGUCUGUGGCCUGGAAAGAUGGAAAUAUGUCUGGCGGUUCUGCAUCUCACGUAAAGAAAAAAGAGUGCAGCAGGAAUACCGGAAGUUUGGGUCGUAAUUUAGAAAGUGCUACAAAAUACUAUGAAGUUCCUUAUUCUACUCACUCAUGCUAUUCUGAGAUACAAGAAUUCAUUGAGCUUCUCCGGCCUGUUAAUAUCAAAGGCAUUGUGUCUUCGAGAUCAUGUUACAUUGACCCUCGUUACUACUUUGGACACCUUUGUGGACCUGAGCAAGCACUCUGGAGGGUACAGCAGAAACUUGACUAUGAGGAAGGUUUAAGGAGAGCUGAAGUUGCUGACAUAAAACCUGUAACAGAAUAUGUAACCCCUGUGGCAGGAAGGAAAAGGAAGAAUGAUCACAUUGAGUUUUUUGGUAUACGCAUAAGUAGGGUAAGCUUGUUGAGGAGGUUGAGCCGUGGAGUUAGAAUUACAGAAUCGGAGUCUCUUCCUGAAUGACUAGAAAUCAUGGCAGUGUAUAUCCACUUAAGAUGUUUAGGAGGAAUGGUAAAUAUAGCUGUGUAAUCAGUUGUAAUUAAAUGACCAUUUUAAUCUAGUUAUGCAGUUGAUUGAAUAACAUAUUUACAGUACAA